UUCGUGAGCAUUUGCGGUGAAACUCUCGUUCAGAUUCUCCGCGGGCUUGUGUGCCGUUAUCGGUUGUGUUGAAUAACAUCGAACAACCACGUGCUUUGCUUGUCGUAACAUACAUGGAGUGUUUGCCUGUCUUGCGUCUUUUCAUGUGACAUACCGGCUGCUUAAUCAGAAAAUAUACCCAAUGGAAAUAAAUAUAAAAUAGAUGGUAUUCCUUGCGCAUUAGCAGGUAGAUUAUAUGCUACCCCCUCCUUGCAAAUACUAACUAAUCCGAAUAUUGAUUUGUGACACGACAUUAAGAGAUGCUGUGAAUCUAUAUCAGGUACAACUGUCUCAGAAAAAUAAAUAUGUUCAUAACAUUUAAUUUGUAUUAUUACAAAUUAUAGCGAAUUCUGGAAUUUCACAUGCUUUGAAAUUUUUAAUAUUCAGACAGGCAAUUUUGGGAGAAUUUGUAUACAGUAGCGCUAUUGUUUGUACAGUAUAUAUGUGCAUCUGAUUUGAGUGUUCGUUUACUACUCAAUUGGAUACUGUUCCCGCUUUUCACUGGAUACAAAUAAUAUUUUUUUGCUUUCAUAUGAUUAGCAUAUGAUAUCCUCGAAAUCGCAAUGGUACAGUGCGUUGUGAACAAUUUGAGUUUGCCGUUUUAGGAGUCGUCAUGCUUAAUUGGUGUACUGUUGCAUAAUACCGCGUCAUGGAAAGCGGUACACCCUCCAAAAGCAAAAAGUGCAACAAGGAGCGGUGCACCAGCCCGAAGAAGCAUGGCCCUAAGUCUCCAGAGCACAGUUUGAAAUCUCCAGAGCAUGAUCCCAAACUCUGGCAAGCCAAAGAGCAGGUGUUGAAUAUGCCCAGCCCGCGUCGGGAGUUCAGAGAAUGCAUGGUCAUGAGAAACAGCAACAACAACAGCAGCAAUAUGAGGUCCCAGAGCAACAACGACACGUCCAGCAGCAACCAUUCCAUGUGCUGUGGGCCGGAUAAGAAGGGGGAAGGUUUCUCGAGAAUGGCAGUGUUGUACUUUAUGUUCUUCUCCAGCGUCUUUGUGCUGGCCAUCAUCGGUCUACGGAUGUUUACCAUAGAGGAUAAACUUUUGAGGUUGGACACGGAUUACCAGCAACAGCAGAUGAGAAUAGAAGCCCUUGAGGAAAAAAUUAGCCAGCUGACGAAGAAGGGCGACGAGAGUAUCGACUAUUACGGACAGAGAAGACGCACCAAGAGGGAAACAGCAGAAUGCAUUUGUCCUCCAGCGCCAGAUGAUGAGGGUUAUUCUUCACAGUACUUCCGUCAGUUAGGAUAG
Molecule: messenger RNA, 1288 nt
Organism: Stegodyphus dumicola
Lineage: Eukaryota; Metazoa; Arthropoda; Arachnida; Araneae; Eresidae
Source: RefSeq, a predicted model, not a curated record